UCACAAUGAGAAGAUUGGGGACUUCCGGAAUUCAACUGUGUACGGGAAACCGGUUAUCGUUUACAAGAUUUGCUGGAAACCAACAGUGGCGAGAUUAUACAGGAUAUUAAAGCACAUUCGUCCUAUCAAUACAUUUGGCAACAUGACCGGUAUGAAGUUUCAAGGGCCAGAUACUCGACGUGACGCCAGUAAGAUCGAUGAUUACCAUGGUACAAAGAUAGCUGACCCAUAUCAAUGGCUUGAGGACCCAGACUCUGACGAAACCAAAGCAUUUGUUGAUGCACAAAAUGAUUUAUCAAAACCAUAUCUGGAGCAGUGUCCUGUGAGGGGAAAACUUCAUUCGAGGAUCAAAGAAAUGUGGGAUUAUCCCAAGUUUAGCUGUCCAUACAAAAGGGGAGAAAACUUCUACUAUUACCAUAACUCAGGCUUGCAGAACCAAAGUGUCCUGUUUGUACAAGAUUCUGUAGAAGGAGAGGCUCGAGUGUUUCUUGACCCAAAUGCAUUGUCUGAGGAUGGGACAAUUUCUCUACGGGGAACUGCCUUCUCUGAAAAAGGACAGUACUUUGCAUAUGGUCUUAGUCAAAGUGGUUCUGACUGGAUAACAAUUAAGUUUAAGCGUGCACCUAGUGCUGAAGAUUUACCAGAUGUCUUAGAAAGAGUUAAGUUUUCCAGCAUGGCCUGGACACAUGAUGAAAAAGGUCUCUUUUACAAUCGGUACCCAAACCAGGAAGGCAAAUCUGAUGGCACUGAGACUACAAGUAACCUUAACCAGAAACUAUACUACCAUAGGCUGGGAACUGACCAAUCAGAGGAUGUAUUAGUGGCAGAAUUCACAGACAAUCCAAAAUGGAUGAUUGGAGCAGAGGUAACAGAAUGUGGGAGAUACCUGAUAUUGGCCAUCUCAGAAGGUUGUGACCCUGUCAACAGGCUGUUCUAUGUAGACCUGGAAGGACUGAAGGAUGGUAUUACUGGACUUCUACCUUACGUCAAGGUUGUAGACAACUUUGAUGCCGAGUACGAGUACAUCACAAAUGAGGGAAUGGUUCUCACAUUCAAGACCAACCUGAAAGCUCCCAGAUACAAGCUCAUCAACAUCGAUCUUUCUCGGCCAGACAUGGAACACUGGACAACACUUGUGGAGGAGGAUAAAAAGAGUGUACUAGAGUGGGCAGGAUGUGUCUAUGACAACAAGCUGAUCAUGUGUUACCUGGAGGACGUCAAGAAUCAGCUGUUUGUCCAUAGCUUGAAUACAGGUGCUAGACUGGCAAAGCUUCCCUUAGAUGUUGGCACGAUAGCAGGUUACUCAGGCAAACGCAAGCAUACACAGAUAUUUUAUCAGUUCGUGUCAUUCUUGACACCUGGCACAAUCUACCACUGUGAUAUGACAUCAGAUACAUAUAGUCCCAAGAUUUUUAGAGAAAUAAAUGUAAAAGGAUUUGACUUCAGUCAGUUUGAAACUAAACAAGUUUUCUACACUAGUAAGGAUGGAACAAAAAUUCCUAUGUUUAUUAUACACAAAAAGGGCCUAGAGAUGACCGGUAACAAUCCAGUGAUGUUGUAUGGUUAUGGAGGGUUCAACAUAUCAAUCUCCCCAAGUUUUUCUGUAUCACGCCUUGCCUUUAUACAACACAUGGGCGGUGUCUACGCCGUGGCCAACAUUAGAGGAGGAGGAGAAUAUGGAGAAACAUGGCACAAAGGUGGAAUGCUGGCAAAUAAACAAAACGUUUUUGAUGAUUUCACAUCAGCAGCAGAAUACCUGGUGGAAAAUAAGUACACUUGUCCACAGAGAAUUGGUAUCAAUGGUGGAUCUAAUGGUGGACUGUUAGUGGGAGCUUGCUGUAACCAAAGGCCAGAACUGUUUGGUUGUGUUAUAGCACAGGUGGGUGUGAUGGACAUGCUGAAAUUCCACAAAUUCACUAUUGGUCAUGCAUGGACAACAGACUUUGGCUGUUCUGAUAAACCAGAGGAGUUCCAGUGGCUUAUUAAGUAUUCACCUUUACACAACAUCCGAGUGCCAACAGGUGAUGUCCAGUAUCCGUCCGUUCUACUUCUUACUGCUGAUCAUGACGAUCGUGUCGUCCCACUUCACUCUCUUAAGUUCAUCGCCGAGCUCCAACAUGUCAUGAAAUCCUGUGACAAACAGACCAACCCACUGAUGAUUCGUGUAGACACUAAAGCAGGACAUGGGGCAGGCAAACCUACUGCAAAAGUGAUCGAGGAAAUAACAGAUGUAUACAGCUUUGUAUACCAAACUAUGGAUCUACAGUGGAGAGAUUAAGGGGAGACAAUUUCACAGUUCCAACCACUGUCAUCAGGAAUAAGGGGGCUUUUGCAAAAGGAAUUGAAACUCUGGACCAGUUUUACCAGAAGGAAGAAACAACAGAUACAAAUCUUGAUGGAGGCUGGCCAGUGAAACUUUCUGAAACAAACUCCCUUCUGCUAGUUUCCAGUUUUGUUUUUUUUUUACUUUUUUUUUUUAUAAAACUGGGAUGGUGCACACAUGUAUUUCUGGAAAUAAUCUUAAAUUCAGCAUUGCUUAAAAAUGGAACACAUUUUGUAAUUUGUUCUUUGAAAGUUUAAAAGUGGGCAUUUAGAGCACUCAACUUAGGUUUCCCUCAUUUUGUAUGGGUGUGUUUUUUUUAUCACAGAAUAAAUCUUUGAAGUCUGGACCCUUUCAACUAGGUGACUCCCAAACCAGCCAAGAAUAGACAAACAUAUAAAGAAGCUAGUAGAAAUAGUUGAUAUGGAGACAACCCUCUCUAUAAACUAAUUUUAUCUUACAGACUCAUUAAACCUUUAAGUGACUGAGCAAGAGUUAAGAGUAGGGAGGUAAGUCAACUCACUACCAAUUAUUGUGAGACCUGAGUUAACAGACUGUAUAUACAAACUAAUGAGUUUUUAGUGGAAUGAAGGAAUAGACAAUCAAGAGGCUGUAUUCCUUCCCUUUAACAUAAACUAGUGUAAAACGAACUUCACAAGAAUCACUUGUAUGAGGGUUGUGAGCAAAAGGGUCGGUAUAAUUUAUCUCAAUAAAGAACAAGGAGAGUUUUCUGUGAUGUAUAAACCAUAAAAAAUUUGAACUUUUUAGUUUUUUUUUUUUUCAUGCCUUAUGAUAGUAUUUUCUUAAUUGAAUUAAAGGGGUAUAGUGCCAACACCGUCAUGUAGUUGGUUUCUAGAUCCCUCCUCUUGAUGCCCAAGGGUUCUUGUAUGCAUGACCAAAAUUUAUAUGUAAACAGGUGAUGCGGCCAGGUUCGUAAAUUAUUAGCAGGUAGUUUUGUUGAUCAUGAAAAAACUCCUUGAUUUAUCCAACACCUGAUGUGAUUGAUUGCAACAAAGGUAUUUCCUGAAAUAUAUAUAUGCAUCAACCAAAGUUUAAUCAGAAAUUCCAAAUAACCAGUAACUUGUCAUAUAUCCUUUGACGAGGAAGCCAUACCCAUUGAUUUCCAUUUAUGCCUUUAUACAAACUUGUCCAAGUUUGCUGUUCCAGUUUCAGCAAAGUGUUUCUGUACCAUUUCCUAAGUACUACCAUUUAAUGUUUGCAAAAUAUAAGUGUAUCAUUAAGAUAUCAUUUCUGUAUCAGUUUCAAUGUUCUACCACAGUGUUUGCAUCAAACCUCAAUAGCACAGGUGUAACAUUUCCUUACCAUUUUCAGUGGUACCACCAAGGCAUUUGUGAGCACAACUUUCUACUCUAAGACUGUUUAUGAAAUGUUAAAAUUUGUAUAAUAUCAAUAAAACCUUGUGCGAUUUGUAUAUUAAGUGAACAGUUUGACAUACAUACAAGUUGUAACUUAAAAUAUAGAAUGUUUCUUAAAAAUUUUAAAUAUAUUAAGAUUUUUAGCUCACACGGAUCCCUUUGUCAAGAUUUUAGCCACACUUGGCCCAAAACAUCCUUUGGUGAAAGGGAAUCAUUUUUGUAUAAAUGGUUGGUCAGCCCCCGUUUGGCGCUUCCCACUUGGGGCCUUCAUUUUCUGUAGAAUUCUGUCCCAAUUUGGUGUGAAGCAUCCUUUAGUGAAGCGUUGAACAAAUGGUUUAACCUACUCUCUGAGGUCAGAGGGAUGGGGAAAUAGAAACCUGCCUUUAGAAUUUCUUUUCCUUUAGUUUUUGAUUAUAAAAUUCAGUGAAACAAAGCCGGGUGAACGAUAUCGGCCCUACUUUAUCAAUAUUUUUACAUCAGCAUUCGAAGUAUUUUUAUCUUGCAGUUUGAUGUGUACUACAGUGAAACCUCACCUAACGACCACCUCAAAAUUACGAUCACCCCGCUAUUACGGAUACUUUUUUCAGUCCCGUUUUUUCAGUAUAUAUCUUAUUAUUAUUAUUAUGUUAUUCUGUAUUACGACCAAUUCUUACAGUCCCAACGACCACUGAUUAACGAUAAUUGACCUCACAAGAACGACCAAGUUCUGACCAGUGAUUAAUGUUUACCUGGUGGGCAGUGAACUGCGAGCAUGUGUGUCGUUCUCGACCAUUGUUUUCGUCACUGGUUACCUACCCUGUCACCAGGUGGCGUUACACGAAGUAAACAUCACUAUCGGAUGAACUUGGCCUAAACGUGUGAAACUGCAUGCAAAACACGUUUUAGUAGCGAUCUACUGCUUGUUAAUUAUAUAUUGAUAGAUCGGUAGGUUUGCUGUUAAACACCUUAGAAGCCCUGCAUACCCAAAGGUGAAUUAUGUAGUCGCUUCGACCGAUAUUCCUUUGCGCGCACGCGCGUUCAUACGUUGUCGAGGGUUUUUAAUGUAUCGAGUUUUAUAUGAAAUCAUGAUGUUAAUCUGAAGUUUAUAUCCUAUUUUAUCCUUUAUUUUUGGAGUAGAUUUUCAUUCCUUAUAUACUGAUACUGUAUCAUCAAGCAAUGUCGUGUCUUGAUCCAGGGGUGUUAGACAGAAAAUGUCAAUUUGAAGUAAAAGGGACCAUUACAUACAUCUGUGGCAGUAUAAGAUUAGAUUAUAGAUACAAAUAUGUAUGGAAUAUAAAAUAUGCAUAAUUAAACUAUUUUCAUACACAA
Molecule: messenger RNA, 5004 nt
Organism: Ylistrum balloti
Lineage: Eukaryota; Metazoa; Mollusca; Bivalvia; Pectinida; Pectinidae
Product: prolyl endopeptidase-like
Exons: 19
Coding region: 143-2278 (711 amino acids)
Biological process (GO): proteolysis
Cellular component (GO): cytosol
Molecular function (GO): serine-type endopeptidase activity; oligopeptidase activity
Source: RefSeq, a predicted model, not a curated record